This is a messenger RNA of Cutaneotrichosporon oleaginosum, 737 nucleotides long. RefSeq lists its product as uncharacterized. The record is from RefSeq and is a predicted model, not a curated record. NCBI's taxonomy places the organism in Eukaryota, Fungi, Basidiomycota, Tremellomycetes, Trichosporonales, Trichosporonaceae.
GACGACCCUCGUCUGCUGAACACUCAUAUCCAGAGCUCUCACCACUCAACAUCCACGCUCUCUGUUCUUACGCCGAGGAUGGCGCCGCCGCCUUGCUUGCAUCCCCCCUCGCUGACGUCCGUCGCCUCGUCAAUCCCUAUCCCCCCAGCCCACGCUCGACCCAGAACCCACAUCCUCCAGCAUAGCAUGCUCGCACCUCGCCCGUACCCUCGCGAGAAUACGCAUCGGUCCCGAUGCCGGCCCCCGUGCAGGAAGUCAGUUCGCUACCGCUACACUCGCGAACCGAAAGCACCCAGGCAGUACAAACUGUGUCUGCACACAUCAACCAUCAACAUGGCACGCUCAGUGUCAUCCGCACUACACACAUCCCGCGACGUCACCGAGGUCGUCAGCCAUCUCGGAAACGAGAGCCAGCACCUCGACACAAAGGCCACUGUCACACUCCACGCGCAACCGCCAGUGCGCGUUUGCGCGGGGCGAGUUAAUAGCUGUAUAUACCUUCCCCCUGCAUGACAGAUUACUUCGCUGCACCGCCGCCGCCACCACCACCGCCGCCGCCCUCCUGAGGCGGGUCGGGCGCGCCAGCGUUCAUGAGGAGCACGAACAUGAAGCCGGCAAUCAUAAGCCCGUACUUCUGCAAGAACGUCUUCUCAGGCUCUGGUUCCUUGACCUUGCCGCCCUCGUCAACUUCUGGAGGUGCCGCGAGACCAGGGCUAGGGUCAGCGCGUCCGCACCUC